CCGUGCCGCCGUUGUACGGGCUCAUGCACAUAGUGUGUGUUGUGGUAAAAUCGCGGCGAUCAAACGUUCUGCGGCAAAGAUGCAAUAUGUUUUGACCACAGCAGACUUCGAAUAGCAUGCUCGCGCACUCUAAAACAACACGGAGGAACAUAAUACAGUAACAUACCGGCCUAACCAUCCCAUCGAGCACAGCAGUGAAGCAUGCAAUGUAUUUAUUCACAAUGGGUUUUGUCGCGCGCGCUGGCCUGCAGUUGCAAAGGCAUAACAAUGUUUGUCAUUAUGCAUGCAGAUGCGUACAGCUGCAUCCCUUAGCUGUUGGGAAAUAUGAGCCAAACGUCAGAGCCUUCAGCUGAUGUUGCUGUGACUGAAGCUCCAGUUUCUCAGUCUGAAACCAAGCAAUCACCAGCAGGGAAGAAACAAAACAAAAAGAAAGCUGAAGAAGUGGUGGAGGAAGAAGAAGAGGAGUAUGUUGUGGAGAAGGUUCUGGAUCGGCGUGUGGUGAAGGGAAAAGUGGAGUAUCUCCUCAAGUGGAAAGGCUUUUCUGACGAGGACAACACAUGGGAACCAGAGGAAAACCUAGACUGUCCUGACCUCAUAGCAGAAUUCCUCCAGUCACAGAAAACGGCUGAAUCUGGAGGCAAGAGGCGGGCAGAGUCAGACGGAGAUGGAAAGGAGACUAAAAAGCGCAAGGAUGAGCCUGAGAAACUCAGAGGUUUUGCACGUGGUUUGGAUCCUGAGAGGAUUAUUGGUGCUACAGACUCAAGUGGAGAACUCAUGUUCCUCAUGAAAUGGAAAAACUCUGAUGAAGCAGAUUUAGUACCAGCCAAGGAGGCGAAUGUUAAGUGUCCACAAGUGGUCAUCUCCUUUUACGAGGAACGCCUCACCUGGCAUUCAUACCCCACUGAAGAGGAAGAGAAGAAGGAUGACAAAAACUAGACAAAAAAAAAAAAAAAACAAGAUGUAAGGGACAGUCAAUAUCAGUCGUGGCCAUUGAUAUGCUUGUUUUGUUCUCCAUUUUUUUUUUUUUUUUUUAAAGAUGGUAAAGGAAAGUUGUCAAACAAAAUUUGUAAAAAAUUGCAAAAGUAUAAACUGUAAUCUGCAUAGGUUUCAGCGUAUUUUAGGUUGGGCACCGUUUCCAUAGAUAAAGCAAAUAGAACACUGCUGUCUCAGUGUGCUUGACAGGUGACUUUGCACAUUUAAUGUACUUUCCAUGCUUUCUAUUGUCAUAUUGUCAUCUAUUUAUCAUAGAUGUGUAGAUUCCAGUGUUCAGUCUAUCAUACUGGGGCGGUUUCAUUUAAUGCUGUAGCGGUCUCACAAAACGUCUUGAUGUAUUCCACAAAUCUUCAUUUUAUGUAUAUAUAACUAAUGUUAAAAUAUUACUGCCUUAACAGAUUAUUAAGAAAAAGAUUUUUUUAUACAUCUGUCAAUGCAGGUGGUCAUUGAACCUAUGACUGUCUCUAGGCCCAUGAUAAAAGAGGUGUAAGAUAUAGGCCUUAUUUGACGUUUGGAACUGGCUUUGAUACGAUUGGUUUUAUAAAGACAUGCCAGCAGCUGUUAAUCUUCAGUGUUUGUUUGCCCGUGAUGUGUCUGGUCUCACCAUAGGUGCUAUUUGUGAGUCAGCCCCAUUGGAUAUUAACAGUCUUUCUUGACAUUUGUGUUUGUAAAUAUGUUUGUCAUUUCCCAGCACAUCAGUAUCACUGUGUACAGUCAGUUGCUUUUGGUUUUUACUUUGAUAUUCUUGUCUUAUUACUGUCACACAACAAAGUAGAAGAACUGUAACAUUUGUUCUCCGGUAGACAUUUCAAGUACUUUAUGUUCUAAGCUUUAACGAUUGUAUGCUAGUUUUGUUUAACCAUGUUAUUAUUGCAUAUUAUCAGAGCAUUUGCCAAUGAAAUACCAUUUUCAAAAAUAAAAACCUUUGUUGUAUUUCUGUCAAAA
Carassius gibelio (silver crucian carp) is the source of this 1938-nucleotide messenger RNA. Its product is annotated as chromobox protein homolog 1. Gene Ontology annotation, molecular function: chromatin binding. Gene Ontology annotation, biological process: chromatin organization; negative regulation of transcription by RNA polymerase II. Lineage: Eukaryota; Metazoa; Chordata; Actinopteri; Cypriniformes; Cyprinidae. The coding region runs from base 325 to 936 and encodes 203 amino acids. Gene Ontology annotation, cellular component: nucleus; pericentric heterochromatin. The record is from RefSeq and is a predicted model, not a curated record. The transcript has 6 exons.